Molecule: messenger RNA, 1032 nt
Organism: Odontomachus brunneus
Lineage: Eukaryota; Metazoa; Arthropoda; Insecta; Hymenoptera; Formicidae
Product: THAP domain-containing protein 4-like
Exons: 4
Coding region: 405-911 (168 amino acids)
Source: RefSeq, a predicted model, not a curated record
GUUCAGUACUGACAGUGAAUAUCAGAAGGCAACCGACAUGCGCUUCGCGCUCAGCUGGCGUAUAUAGAUGUACGUGGCUCUCUUGGUAUGUGUUAUUCCCUCUAUUCCAGUUUUUACGAGGUCGUGCCUCUGUUUGACUACACAGGUUCUACUCAAGAUUAAUUACGUAUGAAGAAAAUGUAACAUGAUCGUAAAUAAAUAAAUUUGUGUCGUUUAUAGGUUAUAUUUUGCUGUUAUCUUGAAACACUUAAGAAUCGAAGGUCUUAAGUCUGGUGUACAUAACUUGCAGACGCAACCGCAGUGGUCAUCCUUGACGCUUCUGAUUGGCUAUCGCGACAAGCAUUCGACCUUAUGCCCAUAUCUACUUCGACGCGUAGUUAAAGUUUCACAAGUGGAUCGACAACAUGGAACAUUUACCAUUGCACGAAGCUCUAAGACCACUGGCUUGGUUGGAAGGGACGUGGAAGAUAGAGAACUAUGGCAGUGGCAAAUAUCCAACUAUUAAAGAUUUCAAUUAUUGCGAAGAGAUAAAUUUCACAUCCAUAGGCCAACCUAUGUUUAAUUACACCGCACAAAGUUGGCAUCCAGAAUCAAAGAGGCCAAUGCAUCGGGAAACAGGUUUUCUAAAGAUGAUUCCAGGGACCAACAAAGUAUCUCUUGUUUUGGCUCACAAUUUUGGUCUGGCAACUAUUGAAGAAGGCGAAGUGACUGAGGAAGCUAUUAAUUUGAAGAGUACUGAAACUAUAUUAAGAGCAGAGGGAACAAAAUCACCUGCUGUUACAAAGCUGUGCAGAGAGUUCAAAUUGGUUGGCGACUAUUUGGAACAAGUACUUUAUAUGGCAACUUCAAACACUCCAGAACUGACUGAACAUUUGCGAGCAAAGUAUAAAAAAGUGUGUGAAAUGGCAUGAGAAAGUACAAAGAAAGGAUCAAUUUUGGAAUGCGUUUUACUGCGUGUAUUACCUAUUAUUUACUGAUGUAAUUUUGGAAGUGUCGUACGCGAAUAAAAUUCCGGAGAGUCGAAGAAAUGAA